UUUCUUGUUCAAACUUGCCUCUUAGAUCUUAAAAAUGGAUGGAUCAAAUGGCCAUGGUAGUGGUGAAAGUGUGCACAUGUUUCUAUCAAAUUAUAAGCUGGGAAAAACACUUGGCAUAGGGACCUUGGGCAAGGUGAGAAUUGCAGAGCAUGUAUUAACUGGUGAUAAAGUCGCCAUAAAGAUCCUUAACCGCCGCAAUAUAAAUAACAUGGAACUUGAAGAAAAAGCUUUGAGAGGAACCAAUAUUAUAAGAUCCUUAUCACAUCCUCACAUUAUUCAAGUUUAUAAGGUGGUAGAAACCCCAACAGAGGUAUAUGUUGUUAUGGAGCAUAUGAAAUCUGGAGACCUCUUUGAUUACAUAGUAGAAAGGGGUAGGUUGGAAGAAGAUGAAGCUCGUAAUUUUUUCCAGCAGAUAAUUUCUGGUGUGGAGCACUGUCACAAAAAUAAGGUGGUUCACAGAGACCUGAAGCUUGAAAGUGUACUUCUAGACUCAGAAUGCAAUGUCAAAAUUGCUCAUUUUGGCUUGAGCACCAUCAUGCAAGAUGGUAUCCUUCUCAAGACAAGUUGUGGAACCCCUAACUAUGCAUCUCCUGAGCUCAUCUCUGGGAAAUUGUAUGCUGGACCUGAAGUAGAUGUAUGGAGCUGUGGUGUAAUGUUAUAUGCUAUUCUCUGUGGCACUUAUCCUUUUGAUGAUGAAAACAUUCCCAACUUGUACAAAAAAAUAAAGAGCGGGAUAUACACUCUUCCUAGUCAUCUAUCUCCUAGUGCUAGUGAUCUAAUAUCAAGGAUGCUUGAGGUGGAUCCUGUGAAAAGAAUAACCAUACCUGAGAUAUGUCAACACCCAUGGUUCUAUGUUCAUCUGAAGCAAUAUUUAGUAGUGCCACCACCAGACACAAUGCAGAAAAAUGACAAGGGAGAGUUGUGGCAUGAAAGUUUGGGUUGGAAAAGUGUGAUGAUUUGUUUACUGUCAAGAGCUAGUUCAUUGUUGCCAUCAAAACUUGUAAAGAGUUGCUUUGGAUGUUUGGAUGAAGAAUUUGACACAAUGAGUUGGUUUUACUCAAGAAAGGCUCACAUUGUGUGAUAUUUGUAGUGUUAUCCAUCUUCGAAUAAAAAUCCUACUUUCUAUGAUAGAUCCAAGUGUAUUGAUGUUUGGUAUUAGUGAAUAUGUGUAAUGUGAGGCUGAGGAUGUUAAUUUUCAUAUUUGAAAAGAAUGGUUUCACUAAAUUGAUGAAGGGGAAGUUGACCUGUUAUUUGAUUA
Molecule: messenger RNA, 1258 nt
Organism: Lotus japonicus
Lineage: Eukaryota; Viridiplantae; Streptophyta; Magnoliopsida; Fabales; Fabaceae
Product: SNF1-related protein kinase catalytic subunit alpha KIN10
Exons: 6
Coding region: 35-1081 (348 amino acids)
Biological process (GO): intracellular signal transduction; protein phosphorylation
Cellular component (GO): cytoplasm
Molecular function (GO): ATP binding; protein serine/threonine kinase activity
Source: RefSeq, a predicted model, not a curated record